ACCCGCUGCACCGUGGAGGAGAGGGAGGACUCGAUCAUGGGCUGAUCGUGGAGGAGGAGAUUGUGGAGAUGGUCACAGGAGACGGCGUCGUGCGGCGUACUGCAGCGGCUGCGCGACGGCAGCAGGAGACGGCGCCAUGGACAACAGCGCGCCCUCGCGAUGGUUGUAGGGGGUACGAUGGAUCGAUUUGGUAGUUUAUAAUGGUGGGUCUGUUUUUUUAUAAUUUGGCAAGUCUAAUUGGUAAACUGUUGGAGAUGAUAAAUUAUUUUACUUGCCAAAUCUUUUAGUAACUUGCCAACAUACAAGAUUUGGUAAACGUUUUUUAGCAAACUGUUGGAGAUAGGUCUAGAACACACCCAUGAUCGUUCAUAUGUAUGUGCGCAUGGCAUCUGUAUUUGUAUCUCAAAAAAUAUCUAGCCCUCCCAUUGACAGCAACUAAUAAGUCUAUAUAAACAUUAACUUGUCCUUAGCAACUUUGCAUGUGUGCGUGCGAGGCCUCUUGAGCUCAUAUUAAUAAGCAAGAUAAUAUACUAGCUAGUGUAAGUGUUUAGCGCGAUAAAUGUCGUCCUCCUCGUCGGAGCCGCAGCAGCUACGGGCGAGGUCGUUGGUGCUGGCGGACGUGGAGGAGCAGAGCGAGGACGAGAAGCGUUGGGUGGGGUGGGUGGAGAAGAGCCUGCGGCAUGAGACGGCGGAGGCGCUGGGCGCGGCGGCCAAGGUGUUCACCGUCCCGCGCUCCCUCCGCGAGACCAACCCGGAGGCGUACGCGCCGCACGUCUUCUCGCUGGGCCCCUACCACCACGACGCCCGCCCCGAGCUCAUGGACAUGCAGCGCUUCAAGCUCGCCGGCGCCAAGCGCUUCGAGAUGCUCUUCUCCGGCGGCGGCGGCGGCGGCGGCCACACCACCAUCGAGCAUCUCAAGGACCGCUUCCUCGCCGGCGGCCUCGAGCUCAGGAUACGGGCCGUGUACCACCGGUUCCUGGACCUCAACGACACGACGCUGGCCUGGAUGAUGGCCAUCGACGCCUGCUUCCUGCUCGACUUCAUCGAGAACUACCGCCGCCGCGAGGCCACGGACGUGGUGUCCUCGUCGGCCAACUGGAUCAACGCCGUCGUCCGCGACGCCAUGAUGCUGGAGAACCAGAUCCCGCUCUUCGUCUUCGCCAGGGCGCUCGAGCUCCGCCACAGCACCCGCCACGAGGCCGCCAAGGCCCUGCACGCCGUCGUCUUCCGCUUCAUCAUGGACGUGUCCCCCUUCAAGAACAGCGCUAGCGACGCCGCCAACAAUAAGCGCGGGGCGGCGGCCAUCGGCGACCUGGCCAAGCACGCGCACCUGCUGGAGGUCCUCUACCACUUCCUCGUCCCGGACGCCACUCUCUUGGACGACGUCGAUGAUCAGGUGGUGGUGGAGGAGGAAGAGGAGUCGCCCGCUACGGCGGCGGCCGACGGCGGCGAGGAGGUGUUCUCGGACGACGACGUCGAGGCGCAGCAGGCGACGAAGCCGACGCUGGAGCAGGAGGAGGAAGACUACGACAAGGUGAAGGAGGCCGCGUCGAUGGCGUCCAGGCUCAACGUGGCGCCGGUGCGGUUCAUCAAGAAGAACCUCGCCAAGGUGGUGGGGACGAUCUCGCGCAAGGCGCCGGCGCUGGCGGCGCUGUUGCCGGUGCUCGGCAAGCUGAUGCAGUCCGUGGACGUGGAGGCCCAGCUCAACGGCGGCGGCGCGGAGCAUCCAGCGGAGGAAGGCGGCGGUGCCACUGCCAUGACGGCGCCGCGGGCGGACGAGAUCCGCAUCCCGUCGGUGGAGGCGCUGGCCCGGUGCGGCGUCCGGUUCACGCCGGCGCCGCCCGAGGUCGGCAUCGAGGAGGGGAUCGCCUUCGACCGUGCGACGGCGACGCUGCGUCUCCCCGUCAUCACGCUGGACGCCAACACCGAGGUGGUGCUGCGCAACCUGGUGGCCUACGAGGCCGUCGCCGUGCGCGGCCCGCUGGUGCUGGCGCGCUACACGGAGCUGAUGAACGGCAUCAUCGACACCUCCAAGGACGUGAAGAUCCUGCGGCGGAGCGGCGUGGUGGUGAACCACAUGAAGAGCAACAAGGAGGCGGCGGGGAUGUGGAACGGGAUGGCGAGGGCGACGAGGCUCACCAAGGUGCCCAGGCUGGACGCCGUCAUCUCGGCGGUGAACGCGCACCGGAGCAGGAGCUUGCCGGCGAGGCUGAGGAAGCUGCUCAGGAGGUACGUGUUCAGGUCGUGGAAGAUGCUGACGCUCGUCGCCUCCGUCGGGCUGCUGCUCAUGACGGCGCUGCAGACGUUCUGCUCCGCCUACCCUUGUGAGAACCACUGGUUCAGCGGCAUGGUGCUGCCGGUGCCGGGGACGACGGACGACCCACCGCAGUAGCAGCAAUCCGGCUACUCAAUGCAAGCAAGCAACAAAAAAAAGUUCGGCAUCUUCAAGGCCUGUAUGUGUGUGAUUUGCUGAGUCAUGUGGUCAGACGUGUCUUUGCUGGUGGUUCAGCUAGCCAUUGCCUAACAUGUGUGGUUAUUUGUUCCUCAAAAAAAAAAACAUGUGUGGUUAUUUGUGCUUGUGUAAUCAGCUUGUCCUUUUUUUUUUCAUGCGAGGUUUGUGAUGAGCCUGAUACAGUGGUUUAAUCAGUCCGGACUUGGCCUUCACAUCC
Molecule: messenger RNA, 2669 nt
Organism: Sorghum bicolor (sorghum)
Lineage: Eukaryota; Viridiplantae; Streptophyta; Magnoliopsida; Poales; Poaceae
Product: putative UPF0481 protein At3g02645
Exons: 1
Coding region: 560-2392 (610 amino acids)
Source: RefSeq, a predicted model, not a curated record